ACAAGGCUCCCGCUUUACGCAGGGUCUGGGAGAGGUGAAUGUCGGCUAGCCUUACCCCCAUUUAUGGAGAGGCUGCUCCCAAGUUCUAAUUCAAAAGCUGUAAGAAAAAAAAAAGGAAUUAGCUUCAUUUGCCUAAAGAUGACAGCAAAAACAUGAUAUGGAUUAUCAAUUCAGGGGAAAUUGGCGGCGGGACAAGAAAUAGCUGUGAAGAGGCUUUCGAAAUGUUCAGGGCAAGGAACAUCAGAAUUCAAGAAUGAACUGAUACUUAUAUAUGAACUCCAACAUACAAACCUGGUUCACCUUUUCGGAUUUUGCAUUCAUGGUGAAGAAAUGAUGUUGAUAUAUGAGUAUCUGCAGAACAAAAGUUUGGACCACUUUUUAUUUGAUCCAAUCAGAGGUCUACUACUAGAUUGGAAGAAGCGUUUUAGCAUUCUCGAAGGAAUUGCUCAAGGGUUGCUUUAUCUGCACAAAUACUCAAGAAAGAAAGUAAUUCAUAGAGAUGUAAAAGCUAGUAACAUACUACUUGAUGAAAACAUGAACCCAAAAAUUUCAGAUUUUGGUAUGGCAAGGAUUUUCACCCAAAAUGAAUUGGAAGCAAACACUAGAAAGGUUGUGGGGACACUUGGUUACAUGCCUCCAGAGUCCGUGGGGGGAAUUAUUUCUGUAAAGUCUGAUGUCUACAGUUUCGGGGUAUUGAUGCUUGAAAUCAUAAGUGGAAGGAAAAACAACAGCUUUUACAAUGACGAUCGCGCACUCAAUUUAGUAGGAUAUGCAUGGGAGUUAUGGAAAAAAGGUGCAGGGCUAGAAUUAACGGAUCCAACAUUAGGAAAUUCGUUUAUUAAAGAGCAACUGUUAAGAUGCAUCCAUGUCGGUCUGCUUUGCGUAGAAGAAAAUGCAGCAGAUCGCCCUACCAUGUCAGAUGUCAUAUCUAUGUUGACAAAUGAAAGCUUUCGAUUAGCAUCACCAACAAAGCCAGCAUUUUUUGUUGGAAGGAGGACGGUGGAGGCUGGUAUAAGUGGGAAUCAGCAACUUGAAACUGUUGCUUCAGCAAACUACAUGUCCAGUUCAGAUUUUGAAGCGCGUUAAUUAAAGGAGGUUAUGCAUCAACUGGAGUUGGCUGAUGGCUUUUGGCACCUUUCAAGAUACUUGAGAAGUUUUAGAGUUUAAUUUACAAAGGGUGCUUGCUUCUGUAGUCCCUAUAUAAAAUAAAAUAAAAAUAAAACUAGAUGCUCAUUUAUUACCUU
Malus domestica (apple) is the source of this 1244-nucleotide messenger RNA. Its product is annotated as receptor-like serine/threonine-protein kinase SD1-7. The record is from RefSeq and is a predicted model, not a curated record. Gene Ontology annotation, molecular function: ATP binding; protein serine/threonine kinase activity. Gene Ontology annotation, biological process: protein phosphorylation. NCBI's taxonomy places the organism in Eukaryota, Viridiplantae, Streptophyta, Magnoliopsida, Rosales, Rosaceae.